GCCUUUUGUUAGCCUCUCAUUAUAUGCCUUAUUAUGUACUGCUAGUUCUCUCUUUUCUUUGUCUUUCAAACAUUAAAUCAUUUCUCCUUAACUUGUCAUUCUUCUUCAUCUUCUUCUUCCACAGUGUUUCAUAACUCAGCUCCUAAUUAACAUAUAUGGCUACUACAGUAAUCUUAUCUUUUUUUGUAAUAAUGUUAGUAGUACUAGUGCCAUCACAACCUUCUUCGGUCGUGUCCGAAUUCAAUAUUUAUCACCGGCACUCUGACAAGGUCACCAGUGUGUUAGGCGGAAUAGGGUUGCCCAAACAAGGCACGGUGGAGUACUACUCUGCCUGGAAAGCUCAUGAUCAAUACCGCCAGCGACUCUAUACAGCACGUUAUGUACCUGCACUGACAUUUGCUGGGGGAAUGUCACCACAUUAAUAGAAAAUUUAGCAAAGUAAGUUUAGCUCAUAAAAUUCCUCACUUGCCAGCUCUUCCACGAGUAGAGUUUCUUAAACUGUUAUAUUAACCCUAUUAACAGCUGCUCUCUUAGUAUUUCUAUCUCUGCUGGCCUCUCUUCAUCCUCAUGUUUUAACCCAGCUCAUAACAGCUUCAGAUGUUGCCUUGAUUCGACUUGACCAAUAAAAGAAAUAAAGAAAACAGACAUAAUUUUUCCAAAUUGUCAUUAUCUAUUAUAUUCCCAUGUACCACAAUUAUGAAUAAUUUGGUGUCACACAUUUUUAGUUUGUAUUAUGCCCAAUUACGUGUUGGGACUCCUCCCAUUUCAUUUAUGGUUGCACUUGACACGGGUAGUGAUAUAUCCUGGUUGCCAUGCGGCUGCACGGACUGCGCACACUUCUAUGAGACAGACAAGGGACAAAUAAAAAAUCUCAAUUCUUACAGCCCUAAGUCAUCAUCCACGAGUGCAAUUGUUUCUUGUGACAGCCCCGAAUGCUGGCCGAAGAAACAAUGCCCGCGUCGGUCAGACAAGGCAUGCCCAUACAAAGUCGACUAUAUGUCAGAUAACACUUCGACUGAGAGCAUCCUUGUUAAGGAUGUUCUGCACUUGGAAACUUAUGACAAGAAACACCAGGCUAGUGCUGCACCAGUUAUAUUUGGGUGUGGAGUGGUUGAAACAGGAACCUUUUUGGAGAAGGGUGCAUUAAAUGGUUUACUAGGCCUGGGGUUUAAUACACAUUUGGAUGUGCCAAGCAUGUUAGCAUCCAAAGGGUUGGUACCCAACUCGUUUUCCCUAUGUUUUGCCUUUGAUGGCAAUGGCAGAAUAGCAUUUGGAGACAAGGGUAGCAGUGGCCACAUGAAAACACCACUGGACAAGGACCAAGAAUUUCAUGAGGGGUUACCAUCUUGUAUUUGAUCGUGAAAACUUAGUUUUGGGAUGGAAACCUUCAGACUGUAAAGCUAAAGAAGCGAACACUACUGCAUCUAGUGAAACACUGCUACCAACAAUGGAGGGCAUAGUGUUGUUCUUUUUAGUUUUUUUUUCCAUUACCCAUAUUAUGUAAUCAUUCUUAAACACAAUUACACGAGCUAAUUGAAAUGAUUCAUUCGAGGGUAGAUAGCCAAAAUAAUG
This is a messenger RNA of Cuscuta epithymum, 1572 nucleotides long. The record is from the annotation of a GenBank genome assembly. NCBI's taxonomy places the organism in Eukaryota, Viridiplantae, Streptophyta, Magnoliopsida, Solanales, Convolvulaceae.